Messenger RNA from Schistosoma margrebowiei, 554 nucleotides. The record is from the annotation of a GenBank genome assembly. NCBI's taxonomy places the organism in Eukaryota, Metazoa, Platyhelminthes, Trematoda, Strigeidida, Schistosomatidae.
AUGCACACUCGACUGGUUGGCAAAGGCCUCCGUAUAUUAGCGUUCCCCUGCAACCAAUUCGGCGGACAGGAACCCUGGGCGGAAUCGGAGAUUAAGAAGUUCGUGACUGAGAAGUAUGGAGUCCAAUUCGAUAUGUUUUCCAAGAUAAAAGUCAAUGGGUCUGACGCUGAUGACCUCUACAAAUUUCUUAAAAGUAGACUACAUGGCACCCUAACAAAUGAUAUUAAGUGGAACUUCUCUAAAUUCCUUAUAGAUCGUCAAGGUCAACCGGUUAAAAGAUAUUCUCCUACAACUGCCCCAAAUGUGAGUUGCUGAAUUUUCAAUAUUUCUAUUUAGUUAUCAGUUUUGACUGUCUAAAUAGAUAGACGUAACUUAAGAUAAAUUGAUGAAAUCAGCAAUCCACCCCAAACACUUCGAUUUUUUCUUAAUUGUCUAAGUAUUUUGUUGUGUUAUUUCUUAGCUUCCUCCCAACUAAUGACGUGCAGACGUAAAACGUGGCUCAUAAACAAAUCACUUAAGGUCACCAUAUAAUGUGCGUCACGAGAAAUUUGUGU